Molecule: messenger RNA, 2726 nt
Organism: Aptenodytes forsteri (emperor penguin)
Lineage: Eukaryota; Metazoa; Chordata; Aves; Sphenisciformes; Spheniscidae
Gene: ARHGAP39
Product: Rho GTPase activating protein 39
Exons: 6
Coding region: 1-2664 (887 amino acids)
Cellular component (GO): cytoskeleton; cytoplasm
Molecular function (GO): protein binding; GTPase activator activity
Source: RefSeq, a predicted model, not a curated record
AUGCUGCCGGGCUUGGUUGUCUGGGCAGCAGCGCAGAGCUGCGGGGUGGUCUUGCAGAAGAAGCUGGAAUGGGUGGAAAUCAUCGAGCCUCGAACCCGGGAGCGCAUGUACGCCAACCUCAUCACGGGGGAGUGCGUGUGGGACCCUCCUGCCGGGGUGCGGAUCAAACGCACGAAUGAAAACCAGUGGUGGGAGCUCUUCGACCCCAACACUUCCCGUUUCUACUACUACAAUGCCACCACGCAGAGGACAGUGUGGCACCGGCCACAGAACUGCGAUAUCAUCCCUCUGGCCAAGCUGCAGACCCUGAAGCAGAACACGGAGUCGCCGAGGGCUUCCACGGAGAACAGCCCUGGGAGGAGCAGCAAUGUCAGCAGGGAGGGCAGCACCAGCUCCUCCCUGGAGCAGGAGCUGGAGGGCAACGAGAAGGUGCAGGAGCAGAGAUCGAGCCGUCAGUCAACCCAGUAUGCCGUAGUGAAAGAAGAAACGGAAAGUUCGUCGCCUUCCGGAGUGUUUGAGAAAGAAUAUGACAUUUAUCGGGAUUACAGUGCGGAAGGUCAACUCCUCCACUACAGGACGUCGUCCCUGCGAUGGAACGCCGGCACCAAGGAGCGGAUGCUGAUCAAGGUGACCGACCGUGAUCCCAGCUUCCUCAUGCACCAAGGCAACGGCUACGCACCCGAAAACCAACCGGGCACCCGUUCGCGGCGACCCUCAGGGGGCCAACAAUCGCCCAACCUGCAAACCUUCGCCCCCGACACCGACAACUCUGUUUUCUUCCCGGAGAGGAAGCAGUCACCCUUCUUGAAGAGGGCUGAGCACGUGGGCAGCUGCUCGCCGCUGCUCGGCCGGGGGGACUCCUUCUGCUCCCCGCUCCAAGCCCAGCACCGCAAGCACUCCAGCGAGUCGCAACCCUCCUCGCCCCGCUACGCCUACGAGCCCCCCCUCUACGAGGAACCCCCCAUGGAGUACCAGGCUCCCAUCUAUGACGAACCCCCCGUGGACAUGCAGUACGAAGCCAGCGGGAGCUACAAAGCUGGCUCGCCGCAGAAAUCACCCAUCCGUAAACCUCACCCCUUCCUGCAAUCACCCAAGCAAGGCUCCAACUCGCCCUACCAGCAGUUGGUGCUCACCAAACAGAAGUGUCCCGACCGGUUCAUGAGCCUGGAGUACAGCCCUGCCGGCAAGGAGUAUGUCAGGCAACUGGUCUACGUCGAGCAGUCGGGCUCCAGCCCCAAGAUGAAGACGGGGUUGAGGCACAAAUAUUCCCCCAACCCCAUCGGCGGCUCCUACUCGCUGCAGCACAGCCCCUGCCUGGUCCGGGACCAACGCUUGGAGAUCAAAUCGGGUGACUACAGCAGCAUGGAGGGACCCGACUUCUGCCCUGGCCCAACAGGUGGCCAGGUGGCCCAGGGCGAGGACUCCAUGUCGUGGUCCAGCCAACAGGACACCUUGUCCUCCACCGGCUACUCGCCCUCCACCAGAAAGAGGAAAAGCCGAAAGCCUUCCCUAUCCCACGACCCCAACGCCUCCUCCACGGACGGCUCAGGGGACCGGGAGGUGUUGGGCGAGCAGAUGCUGGGUGAGGAACGAGCCACCCCGGGAUCCAACAGGUCACCGAUGAACCGUACGGAGAGCAAGGCGGUGGAGGCGGAGGCGGCGCGGGGCUUCCCCGAGCCCUUCCUGGCACAGGCGCGCCUGGCUUGGGAAGCUCAGCAAGCCCACUACCACAUGAAACAACGGAGCAGCUGGGAUUCCCAAAAGGACGGUUCGGGCUACGAGAGCGACGGUGCCCUCCCUUUACCCAUGCCAGGUCCGGUGGUGCGAGCCUUCAGCGAGGACGAGGCGUUGGCGCAGCAGGAGAACAAGCACUGGAAGAGGAACACCUUCGAGAAGCUGGGCUUCCCCCAGAUCCUGCUGGAGAAGAGCGUCUCUGUGCAGACCAACCUGGCCUCCCCCGAGCCCUACUUGCAUCCGUCUCAGUCGGAGGAUCUCGGUGCCUGCGCCCAGUUUGAAAGCAGCAGACAGACCAGGAACAUGAUGCCUAGCGCCAGCUGUGUCUUCCCCACCUUCAACCUGCGGAAGCCCUCCUCGGAGACGGACAUUGAGAACUGGGCCUCCAAGCACUUCAACAAGCACACCCAAGGGCUCUUCCGCAGGAAGGUGUCCAUCGCCAACAUGCUGGCCUGGAGCAGCGAGUCCAUCAAGAAACCCAUGAUCAUGACCAACGACCGCAACGUCAAGAAGGAGGCGUGCGAAAUAUUUAAACUGAUUCAGAUGUACAUGGGGGACCGGCGGGCCAAGACGGACCAACUCAACGUGGCCUUGGAGAUCGCCACCAAAGGCUGGAGCAUGCAGGGUCUGAGAGACGAGCUCUACAUCCAGCUGUGCCGGCAGACCACCGAGAACUUCCGUUACGAGAGCCUGGCCCGGGGCUGGGAGCUCAUGGCCAUUUGUUUGGCCUUUUUCCCACCCACACCCAAAUUCCAUUCCUACCUAGAAGGAUAUAUUUACAGGCACAUGGAUCCGGUGAAUGACACUAAAGGUGGGCGAGGAACUCAUCCAACAGCCCUCCCGGAGGUGCAGCGAGCGCGGUGGUGCCUUUACUGCCGGCCUUUCCUCCCCGGCGCACGGAAAUCCAGCAUGAGACCCAACACGAAAUGAGCUUUGAUACCUUUGCUGCAGGCCCAGCGUCACCUCCACCGGGGGUGGCCGUAAGCGAGAGU